Leishmania mexicana MHOM/GT/2001/U1103 is the source of this 852-nucleotide messenger RNA. RefSeq lists its product as hypothetical. Bases 1 to 852 code for a protein of 283 amino acids. The transcript has a single exon. Lineage: Eukaryota; Euglenozoa; Kinetoplastea; Trypanosomatida; Trypanosomatidae. The record is from RefSeq and is a predicted model, not a curated record.
AUGACCCUCUGCGGCUUUGGGUGCGUGUCGACGUCGGAGGUCGGCAUUAUCGAGAACUGCGGCAAGUUUGACCGCACUGCCGACCCGGGCUGCUUCUGCAUAGUUCCGUGUGUCGAGUCGGUGCGCGGUGUGGUCUCGCUCAAGGUCGCAAUCUCCACCGUUCGGGUAGAAACCAAAACGCGCGACAACGCCGUCGUCAACAUCGAGACACGAUUGCACUACAAGGUCAUCGCCGAGUACGCCGAGGAUGCCUUCUACCGCUUCUCGAACCCCUCAGAGCAGAUCGCGAGCUUCGCCGCCAGCAUAGUGCGUGGCGAGGUGCCGAAGUACACGUUGGAUGAGCUAUUCCUCAUGUCUGACGAAAUCAAGAAGGUGGUCAGUGCCGAGCUGACCGAGAAGCUGUCCGGCUUCGGCUUCUCACUGGAGAGCACGUUGCUCACCCGCAUCGAGCCAAGCGCGAGUGUGAAGAUGGCCAUUUCGCAGACCCAGAUCAACGCGUACCGCCGCACGGCGGCUGAGCACGAGUCGGAGCUGAAUAAAAUUCUGGCGGUGAAGGCGGCCGAGGCAGAUUACGAGGAGAAGAGACUCUCCGGCAUGGGCCUUGCCCAGGAGCGCCAGGCGAUUAUGAAGGGGCUGAAGAGCAGCAUCGAGUCUUUCGUGAACGCCGUGCCGAGUAUGCGCGCGAAGGACGUUAUGAACCUUCUUCUGUUGAACCAGUACUUUGACGCCAUGAAGGAAGUGGGCUCGGGGAAGUCGAAUAAACUCAUCCUGAUGCCCAAUACAUGCGGUGCCGCCCCGAGCUUCAUGGCCGAUCUCGUGGCGGCACAGGCCGGGGCGGCGCGGAUGACGUGA